Molecule: messenger RNA, 1053 nt
Organism: Papaver somniferum (opium poppy)
Lineage: Eukaryota; Viridiplantae; Streptophyta; Magnoliopsida; Ranunculales; Papaveraceae
Exons: 1
Coding region: 1-1053 (350 amino acids)
Source: RefSeq, a predicted model, not a curated record
AUGCCACGACUAAAUGCCACAAUAGAAAGAAUAUGUGAAGCUAUAAUUUUGAUGGAAGAAAUACCAUCACCACCAAAUGCGGGAAAUGAACCACCACCAGGAAGGAGAAGUAGGUAUUUUUGUGUUUACCAUCAAUUUCAUGGUCACACAAUAAACAAUUGCAUGGAUAUAAAGAAGAUCAUACUACGAAUGAUAAAUCAAGGAAAGUUGAAUCAUUUUUUUGUGCAGCAACCACAAAAUUUACCGCCACCACCUCCAGAAGAUCGCACGCAAGGCACGAAAACAAGAAAAAAUACAUAUUUGAUUGAGGUGGCUGCGAAGGCAAAGAAUCUCUACUGUAAUUCUAUAAUCCAUUCGUACAAGAAUAUAGAAGACUUCCAUGAUAAUAUCUUGAGUAGAGUUUACGCAAGGGAUAAUGAUGGGAGAGAGGUAUUGAAUCUUGCGAAGGUAAAGCCCCUAAAUGAUUGGCAGAAACAAUCUAUUUUACUUAACGCAGAAGAAAUACCUGGGGGUGAAGAACCACAUGAGAUUCCACUAGCGGUGAAUUUAGAAAUUAAUCCAAGAACAACAGUUGAUGAAGAUGAAGAGGCAUAUGCAGAUACAUGGGCUAUCAACAGAAUACUUAUAGAUACUGGAAGUUCGGUGAAUAUAUUAUUUUACCACACUUACAAAACCAUGGGCGGCCGAGAUGAGGAACUCAUUCCUUCUACAUAUAAAAUUUAUGGUUUUAAUAGCACAACUAACAAACCAAAGGGGGAGAUAACAAUGAGAAUUCAUUUAAAAACCAUAUCUUCUGAAGUACUGUUCUGUGUAGUUGAUGUGGAGUCACCUUAUAAUGCUCUGAUUGGAAGACCGUGGCUACAUAGUAUUCUGGGGGUGGAUUCUACGUUUCACCAAUGCAUUAAGUUUCCGUUACCUCAAGGAGUGGGAAUCAUAAGAGGAGAUCCAAUUGAAGGAAAAACAUGCCAUGAGAUUGAUAUUCACAAAUGUGAAGAGCGUUUAUGCAAAAGAAGAAGCUGGAAACAACAAGUAAAAGAAUAUCAAAAAGGAUAA